Messenger RNA from Clonostachys rhizophaga, 1686 nucleotides. The record is from the annotation of a GenBank genome assembly. Lineage: Eukaryota; Fungi; Ascomycota; Sordariomycetes; Hypocreales; Bionectriaceae.
AUGGACGCUCAACCCGGGGCCAGUACACAGCUCGCUCAGUUUUGUAACCCUGUACGAUGGGAGGACCUGCCCGAUCCCGAAGUUAUCCGUGUCGGCGAUCGCUACUACAUGAGCACCUCGACCUUUCACUUCUCACUAGGAGCGUCGGUCCUCGAGUCCAACAAUCUAGUUGACUGGGCAUACGUUGGCCAUUCAGUUCCCGAACUCCCAGGCGGCCCCUCGUUUUCUCUUGACACGGGCAACAACAAAUGGCACACCGGGUAUGGAAAGGGUGUGUGGGCUUCAUCGUUAAAGUACCGUGAAAGUGACGGGCUCUUUUACUUUUACACUACUAUUCAAGGCACAAACCAAACUUAUCUUUAUACGGCGAAAAACCCUGGUGAUACGUGGACGCCUCAUCCGCCACUGAAUAAGAUCUAUUACGAUGUCGGAUUGCUCAUCGACGAUGAUGACACUCUCUACUUAGCUUAUGGCGCCAAGUCAAUUGAGGUCGCUCAGCUAUCAGCCGACGGCUUAACAGAGGUUGUCAGUCAGCAAGCCGUCACUAACGAUUGUCUCAUUGAGCCCGUGUAUACAUCAGACGAGUACCUCGCGCCUGGGGAGUUUUUCGAGGGCGCACGCAUGUACAAAAUCGACGGCGUGUAUUACAUCUGGAUUACCAAGACAGGUAACUGCCAGUAUGUACUCAGGUCUUCGGACGGUCCGUUCGGGCCUUACGAGGCUCGAGACGUCAUCGUAAACAUGCGAUCUCCGAUUCCAGGAUCAGGCGCUCCACACCAAGGAGCGCUGAUUGAUACUCCGCAGGGCGACUGGUACUACAUGGCCUUUGUUGAUGCCUGGCCCGCGGGUAGAAUCCCUGUUCUAGCUCCUGUCAAGUUCGAUGAGGCGAAAUGGCCAAGGGUCGUGGCUGAUUUUUCUGAUGCUCGUGGUCAAUGGCUCGGCCAGUACCCCAAGCCGGCCAAAAUAAGCAGCAAAGAAUACUGUGGAACAUGCUUCAAACGACACACCUUUGCCGAAGCUAAGCUGGACAGCUGCUGGGAGUGGAACCACAACCCAGACAACUCAAAGUGGAGGCUUCAGGAUGGUAUUUUGACGCUUGACACGGCUUCCGUCACGCAAAGUCUGCACUACGCGACCAACACACUCACCCAUCGAUCUAUCGGGCCCGGCAGCAGCAUAACCGUUUGUCUCGACACCUCGAAGCUUAUUAAUGGUGAUAGAGCCGGUGUCUCACUGUUCCGCGACGAGAGCACCUACAUCGGCAUUCACAAAGACGAUAACGCGGCCCGGAUAGUGAUAUUCGAUGGUGCCAGGGUAGGCCCGAUGAGGAUUCCCGUGGGCUGGAUCAACGGCUGUCCUACGGCUCUUGACUGGAAGUGGAUCGCAAAUGGAUCCAUCACGAGUGAAACAUCGUUGGACCAUGAUAAGAUAUGGCUGAGAGCCAAGGCGGACUUUAGGCCCGUGUUCUGUGACGAGUCUAAAAAGCAGACAAGACAAGCCAUGUUCGAGUAUAGCUACGAUGGCUUAACCUUCACACAACUCGGCCCAGCUCAUACCUUGACCAAGUCAAUCGUUGGCUUCGUCGGUCUCCGUUUUGGACUUUUCAACUUUGCCACUAACAAACUUGGCGGACAGCUUCUCGUUGAGGACUGCAAUAUCGAGCUAUGGAACCCGCAGAGCGAGUAG